AUGCAGAAUAGGAAAGGAGCACUUUCGGGAAUUUGCGAGCACUUGCUUUAUUUCCUCUCCUACACCGUAUUUGUCCUAUUUCUGCCAGUGUCCGUUUUUGUCUGCCUCAAGGUUGUGCAAGAGUAUGAACGGGCUGUAAUUUUUCGGCUCGGAAGGGUUAUACCCGGAAGUAUGAAAGGACCGGGGAUAUUUUUGUGUCUACCGUGCGUCGAAGAGUGCUUUAUGGUCGAUCUUCGUACAAUCACAUUUGAUAUUCCACCUCAAGAAAUUCUGACCAAAGAUUCAGUGACUGUGUCUGUGGAUGCAGUGAUUUAUUAUAAAGUUUUCGACGCAAUGAUUUCAGUCGCAAAUGUGGAGAACGCACAUCAUUCGACCCGACUUCUGGCUCAAACCACCCUGCGCAAUGUUCUUGGCACGAAAAGACUGUCAGAAAUCCUCUCCGAACGAGAUGUUAUUAGCGCAUCAAUGCAGAGCGUGCUAGAUGAUGCAACGGAGGCUUGGGGUAUCAAGGUUGAACGAGUUGAAAUAAAAGACGUGCGUCUUCCGGUGCAGUUGCAACGAGCGAUGGCUGCAGAGGCCGAGGCUACAAGAGAAGCUCGUGCCAAGGUAAUUCAAGCGGAAGGUGAGAAGAAGGCAUCACACGCUCUUAGAGAAGCCAGUCAAAUGCUGAACGACAAGCCAGUAGCCCUGCAACUACGAUACUUACAAACCCUUUCCGGUAUCGCAGCAGAACACCACUCAACUAUCAUAUUCCCUCUUCCAAUUGAUAUGACCACCAACUUUUUAAUGAGCGGUUCCCACAAUCCAAUGAGCAAUGUGUUGAGAAAUAUCCCAAAUGGUGUCAAAAUGUGA
This is a messenger RNA of Rodentolepis nana, 852 nucleotides long. The record is from the annotation of a GenBank genome assembly. Lineage: Eukaryota; Metazoa; Platyhelminthes; Cestoda; Cyclophyllidea; Hymenolepididae.